Messenger RNA from Salarias fasciatus (jewelled blenny), 1916 nucleotides. It is a transcript of the gene txnipa, whose product is annotated as thioredoxin interacting protein a. Gene Ontology annotation, cellular component: cytoplasm. Gene Ontology annotation, molecular function: ubiquitin protein ligase binding. The transcript is spliced from 6 exons. Bases 59 to 1249 code for a protein of 396 amino acids. Lineage: Eukaryota; Metazoa; Chordata; Actinopteri; Blenniiformes; Blenniidae. Gene Ontology annotation, biological process: protein transport. The record is from RefSeq and is a predicted model, not a curated record.
CCUCAGAACGCGAGCGGCGCAGCGGCAGGAGCAUCAGUGAGAGUGCUGUGGUUCAACCAUGGUAGCCAUGACCAAGAGGCUCAAGACCUUCCAGAUCGUGCUGGCCGACCCCACCAAGACCUUCUACUGCGGGGGGGACGUGGUGUCCGGCCGCAUCGAGGUGGAGGUGAACGAGAUGACCCGGGUGGCGGCGCUGCGCCUGCUGGGUCGCGGCUGCGCCAAGGUGGAGUACGCCAAGGGGAAGCAGCGCUGCCGGCAGGAGGCCGAGUACCUCCGGAUAGACGAGGUGCUGCAGCUCCGGGACCAGCCCGCAGACUCCGAUGGUUCGGUCAUCCUGAGGCCCGGGAACAAGUACGAGUACACGUUUGGAUUCGAGCUCCCUCAGCAGGGGCAGCUGGUGUCUUCAUACAAGGGGAAGUUCGGGUACGUUCACUACUACGUCAAGGCGCAGAUGGAGCGGCCUCAUCAGCCCACUCUGGAGUGCAAGAAGUCCUUCGAGGUGGAGGAGCCUCUGGAUGUGAACACCCCCGACCUGCUGUCUCCCACAGGAGGCAUGAAGGAGAAGAAGGUCACCUGCAUGUUCAUCCCCGACGGCCAGGUGUCCCUGAACGCCAAGAUCGACCGGCGCGGCUUCUGCGAGGGCGAGGACAUCUACAUCAACGCCAAGUUCGAGAACACGUGCUCGCGCAUCGUGGUGCCCAAGGCGGCCAUCAUCGCCAAGCACAGCUACCAGGCCAACGGGCGCACCAAGCUGUUCCGCCAGAAGCUGUCGUCGGUGCGCGGGAACCACAUCAUCUCCGGCAUGUGCGACGCCUGGCAGGGGAAGACCAUCCGCGUGCCCAAGAUCAAGCCGUCCAUGCUGGGCUGCAACAUGAUCCGCGUGGAGUACGCCCUGAUGAUCUACGUCCACAUCCCCGGCAGCGAGAAGCUGAUCCUGGAGCUGCCGCUGGUCAUCGGCACGGCCGGCCUGGGCAGCCGCAGCAACAGCGUGAGCAGCCAGGAGGGCUCGGUGAGCAACGCGUCGCAGAGCUGGGUGUCGCUCCGCAUGCCGUCCGAGCCGCCCAGCUACUGCGACAUCUCCCGGGACUGCCGGCUGGACCAGCCGCUCACCCCGCUGCUGGACGACUGCGACGCCGACGACAGCCCCAUCUUCAUGACGGCGCCCGCCUUCCAGUUCCCGCCGCCGCCGGCGUACUCCGAGGCGGAGGAGGAGUACAACGGGAACGCCCGCAUGCUGCCGGUGUGCUGAAGCCGGAGCGCCGAGGAUCCGUCUCCAGGACCAUUCUUCUGAAGCACUAGAGACUUAACGGAGGGAGGCUGCAGUUCCUCCCGGAGCGCCAUGGGUGGCGCUACGUUUCUCAAUGAGCUGUUCUUCCAGAGGCCGGUGGAGGCCUGGCUGUCCGCCCCGCCCCCCUCCUCCUCCCGGUUCAGGGACCAGGCCCGUCCGAGCCGCCGCCGCCGCCGUCACGCCUUCGCUUCUGUCCGCUGGUGGCUGGCUGUCCUUCCCGCGCCGAGUCAUUCCGAACCGGUCCCGGUGGGUUCUGUAAGAACCGGCGAGGAACACCGAAGCAUGUAGAACCGUCUUCCUAGUUGAUUCCUUUUGUUUUUUGCACUUUUGCUUUGAUUCUGCCUACGACGACGUUUGUGGACUUUCCUGUAGGCGGGAGCGCUGGAGCACUCCAGACGGGGGGCUGUGAGGUUCUGGAGGGGCCGGCUGUGUUUGUGCCUGACUUCUGGUGUUUGAGUUUUAGUUGUCCCAGACAACAUUUCACUGAGCUCUGUCCAACGCGUUUUUAAGGCACUCAGAAAAUCACUGUUUAUGACUGAUUGUGUUUGUAAAGCCUCUUUGAUACUGACGAGUAUUUUUGUAUGAAACCCUGUGGGUUAUUUUUUCUAAUAAACACUUUAAAACAGCA